Messenger RNA from Mugil cephalus (flathead mullet), 4231 nucleotides. RefSeq names its product Ras and Rab interactor 1b (gene rin1b). Gene Ontology annotation, molecular function: small GTPase binding; guanyl-nucleotide exchange factor activity. Gene Ontology annotation, cellular component: endocytic vesicle; cytosol. Lineage: Eukaryota; Metazoa; Chordata; Actinopteri; Mugiliformes; Mugilidae. The record is from RefSeq and is a predicted model, not a curated record. The coding region runs from base 270 to 2645 and encodes 791 amino acids. The transcript has 12 exons. Gene Ontology annotation, biological process: vesicle-mediated transport.
ACACACACACACACACACUGUGUUUCUGCCGUGACUGUGUAUCACUUCAGAUGCUCGGGCAGAAUUAAAAAAUGCGCUCCUCCGCCUUGUCACUAGUGUUGCGCGCAUUUUCUUGACGAGCCCGCGUUUCCACAGCAUGGUGCUCGGACUCCGAGGCUCGGCUCCGUCUCCAGGCUCAACCAUUAAACUCUCCCGGACGCCCAAUUAUUAGACAGCGCAAGACGCACCGGCGCCGCGCAGCAGCACCUGCUCCCACCUUCACACAGAAGAUGCAGGAGGUGGGCAGUACCCAGCGAGGCUCUCAGCGGGCGUUCAGCGUCCUUGAUCGCCUGCUGCUCACACAUCCUGUGUGGCUGCAGCUGUCACUCAACCAAGACUCUGCUGUCUACAUCCUGCUCAGAGAGCCCAUUGGGACUUUUUUAGUGCGUAAAUGCAGCUCCAGCCAGAGGAAGGUGCUGUGUUUGAGAGUGACAGCGGACAGAAGUGCCUCCUCCAUUAAGGAGUGCUUCAUCUGUGAGGAGGACUCCACAUUCGCCUUGGAGAGCUCAGCACUCAGCUUCCCUGACUUGUGUCGACUGGUAGCCUUCUACUGCAUCAGCAGGGAUGUGCUGCCUUUCCCGCUACAGCUACCAGAGGCUAUUGCUAACGCUUCGACACACAGGCAGCUGGAGGCCAUCUCGCACAUGGGACAAGACUUCUGGAGUUCACCGAGUGCUUCGGACAUCCAAAACGGUCCGAUGGAGCCAGCUGCAUCGACCAGCAGCAGCCACAGCCAGACAGCUCAGGACCGAUGUUCCCUGCUGACCCGAGGCAAACAAGGCAAACUCUGCUUCAUCAACCCGCUCUUCCUACAGCUGGAGGUUAGCAAGCAGCCACAGCUCGCGAACCACAGUGCCUCCAACAAACGGCACCGCUUCAAGCGCAGCAUGAGGCUCCGGCUCUCUGAAUCCUCCAUGAACCUGUCCCUGGAGGGGGUCGGUUCCUACUCACCUCCCCCGUCAGUGGAGCAACCUGGUGGGUCAGAAAGGUUGCGCAAAGCAGACAUCAACCCGCAGAGGAGAGUUCACCCCGGGGCAGGCGUCCUGAGGAGAACCCCUGCCGUGUCACCUGGGUCUGCAGAGGAAGACGACAUGAUGUCUGUCUAUGUGCCGCAGACGUCUGCCAAGGUGGAGGAGCCUCCAAAGGACCAGCCGUCAGCUCAAGCCGAGGAGCCAGGUAUCGAGGUGGCCGUUCUGGCCCUGGAGCGCCGCCCGGCUCCGUCCUUGGCCGAGCUCGACAGCAGCAGCUCCUUCAGCAGUAUGGACGAGGACAAUGACUCAGAUUCGGAUCCAGAAAGCAUGGCCCAGACCCAAACGCACACCUACCAGCGCCCGCCGCUGGUCCGCUCCCGAGGCCGCGGCGGGCUGCACCGCAUGAGCGAGGCGUUCGUGUGCUUCUUCGCCCCGGACAAGCGGCUCACUCGGCUGGUGGAGGAGCUGUCCAGGGACAGGCGCUCGAUCUUCGGGGGCAUGGUUCAGGACUUCCUCCUGGAGCAGAGGGACGCGCUGAAAUCGCUGACCGCCUCCUCGUCGUCGUCGUCCUCGCCGCGCGUGACCUCCGUGCAGCUUCUGCAGGGUCUGCGCCUGUUCCUGUCCCAGGCUAAGUGCUGCCUGCUGGACAGCGGCGAGCUGGAGCCUCCCAUUGAAACCCUGGUGCCAGAGAACGAGAAAGACCUGGCGUUGGAGCGGGCCAUGUUCUCCUGUGUGCUCAGGCCUCUGAAGUCUCACCUUGAGAAAGCCCUGAUGGCUUUGCACAGUCAGGACGGCUCGAGCCAUCGUCUCAUCCAGAACAUGCUGCACCUGAAAGGGGACGUGGCCAUGGAGCAGCUCGGAGUCAGGACGGGCGUUCCUGACAGCAGAGAGGUGGAGAGGGUGAAGCAGAAGCUGGCACUGAUGCAGCGGACACACUCACCCAUCGACAAGGUGCUGCUGCUGCUGCAAGUGUGCAAGUGUGUCCACAAGGCCAUGGGGUCCUUACAUGGACAAGAAGUGAGCUGGGACGACUUCCUGCCGUCGUUGUCUUACGUUAUUGUGGAAUGCAAUAGACCUCAUAUCCUGAUAGAGGUGGAGUACAUGAUGGAGCUGCUCGAGCCCUCCUGGCUGGGAGGGGAGGGUGGCUACUACCUGACCAGUGUGUAUGCCAGCCUGUGUCUGAUCCAGAGCCUGGAAAGGGAGCAGUCGUUUUCAGGCUUUGUGACACAGGAGGUGCAGGAUGCUCUGAAGGAGUGGAGCUGCAGACGGAGCCGAGAGGCCCAGAGACAAAAAGAGAAUCAGCAGAGCCAAAGGUGCGUUCGGAUACUGUUCCAGGACGGGGAGCGGAGCGCCGUGCGGACGGUGCAGUGGAGAGCCGGGGAGACGAGCCAGGCCCUGGCGCAGCUGUGCGCCUCCACCUUCGGCGUGUCCGACCCGCAGCAAUACACCCUGUACUGGCGCAGCGGCGGCGAGAUGAGGGCCCUGCCCCCCCAGGCCCAGCCCCAAGACCUGGCCAGCCACAGCGAGGGAGGCCCCUCGCUCUCCUACCUGAGGACCGACCACGACUUCAGCAAGAUGCGGCGGCUCACCAGAGGUGGCGCCGUGGACCUGAGCGAGUCGGUGUGUGAGGAGUGAGUGGGAGGCAUGGAGGAAGGAGGUGGAGGAGGAGGAGGAGGGGGAGGAGGAUGGUCGCUCUCGCUGUAUCUCUCUUUCUCUUGUUCUGUCUCUUCCUCUCCGGCGGUGUGUUGUGUCUCGUCGAAACAAAAAAAAAAAACAAAACAAACUACAGCCCUUCUCCAGACGAGGAGCAGACCUUGAACGGUAAACUCUUCCCUAAACGGACCAACGCGCAGAGAGGAGCAGGACCAACACAGGGACUGUUGCCAAAAAAGUUGUACUAUGUACCACUCGGUGUGGCCGCCAGUGUAAAGGAGUGUACUAUUUGUGACAUGGCAAAUGUGUAAUAAGUGGGUAUGGUCGUUAUUCGAAAAACGUGCACCCAGAGUUAUAUCAUGGGGGGAUUACAUCAUUAAAACGUGAGGAGGCUCCGAUCCAAAGACAAAUUCUGUGAGGCUACUGUUGCCUGGAAACAAAAUCACUUCCUGUACGCACAGGAGAAAUUGUCCACCGUUGGUGAUGUAACCCCUUCGCAGUAUAGUUCUGGGCACAAUCUAAAAGACAAUUGGAUGUUUUAUUACUUCACUGUUAUGUGUAGACGUCUGCGGGAUGGAACCAUGCUGUCAGAGGUGGGGACAAAAAAAAAGGGGAGAUGUGUUGAAGCCAAGACCAAACCUCAAUACCAAAGUGACAAAAACACAGAUAAAAAAAAAAAAGAGGCCACUUUGUGAAUCAUCAGGUGUCUACUUUGAAAGAAAUCAGCUUUGAGGGAAGCUUUAAAUCAGCUGUUUAUUUUUGGACUCGCCCACAGAGACAAUUCUAUUUUUGCUUUAUUUUUAUUUUUUCCUUUCAGAAAACGCGCAGACUCUCCUCCUUGCCUGCGUAUUCUAUUAAACGGCCUUGGCAGGUGGAGUAAUGGCUGAGUAGGAGGGUAGUGAUAGAUCUCCGUUUUUAAAACCGAGCACGAACAAGAAAAACGAGAAAAAAAUAAAAGCACAUCGCAUCACAGAGACGACCUGCAACGCAUUUACUUAAUGACUUGCGAAUGUAUUCAAAUCUUUAUUUUUUUUUUUUCCCAGUGUCAAGAGUUGAAUCCUUUCAGAGCUGCAUUCAUUUCACGUUUCUCGCUUUUUUGAGUUUCUGCUGUCUCUCUCGGGCCGAACCGUAAGGCGACCCCGAGCGGGCCCGAGAGGGCGGCCCGACUAAUAAACCAGGACCUCACGGUGGCUGGUCGAAUGUAAAAUGUACAAAGGUCGCCGGCUACUGGUGACCCCCUGCUGCAAGUCAUCACUAUCAACUGACUGUUCAACUCAGUGUCAUUCUCAAUGAUCAUAUUGUGUAUUUAAAACUAACUUUUAAUCGUUCAAUUUGUUGGGUAGAUAUAAAACCUGGGUAUGGAGCAGGCUGAGGAGGUUCGGUUGGAGGACUACGAGGUGUUACUGCAUGCUUUUUCAUUUAAUGUGAAGGUUCUGCGAAUGUGGUGUGUGUGUGCGUGAAGCAUGUGUUCAUUGUGAGAGCUCACUAUUUCUUUUCAGUGUACAAACACAUUACUGUACUUUGUCAGGUAACUCAGUAUCGCAAUAAAAAAUUGCAAUAUCUGUUCA